AUGUCGACUCAGCCGCAGAUCCCAUUACCCCAGGUCGGGAAGCUCGUCAGCGUCGUUCCAGUUGGUCUAAAGGAGGCUGCUCUCGACUCGCCCACAUUCCGAGCCACCACCCUUCACUUCUCCGACCAGAUCGAAUUCCUUGAAAGAUGGCUCGACGGCUAUGCGAGGGCCGCUUCCAAGCUCUCCUCAGAGCUUGCAGCAAUGGAAAGCGCGGCGAACAUCUUCCUGUCUUAUUCUACGAACCCCCUACUGGUCUCCGAAGCUGUCCUUGAUCAUGAUUACACGCUGCAGUCGAUGAGGAGGUGUGGGGACAGCACCAGAGAUAUGUGGAAUGGACUGAUAUCUACUGUCAAAAAGAUGGAAAAUCUCAUUGCUGAGCCAAUCCGGGCCUUCAUGCAUGAAGAUUUGCGGACUUUCAAGGAGAUCCGUCGCAACCUCGAGCAGACACAGAAACAAUACGACUACCUGUUGGCCCGAUACUCAUCGCAAUCGAAGUCAAAGGAGCCUUCUUCAUUAAGGGAAGAUGCUUUUCAACUCCAUGAAGCUCGCAAAGCUUACCUCAAAGCGUCAAUGGACUACUCGAUACAGGCCCCCCAAUUGCGCAACUCGCUCGACCGACUGCUAGUCCGGGUUUCUUAUGAUCAGUGGCGGGAGCUUAAGAUAUUCCACAACAGCAAUGGUGCGGCAUUCGCGAAAUGGGGUCAAGAGAUGGACCGCAUCAAAGGCUGGGCUCACGAAAUGGAAGGGGGUGAGCGAUCUUCCAAGCGGGAGCUUUUGAAUUCGAGGAAGCAGAUCGAAGAAGCAGCAGAGAAUGCAGCUAGGCCAUCUCGAGAACUAGAAGAUUACUCUUUGUCCACUGUUCCCUACCUCGGCUCUCGGCCCCUGUCGACAACCAGCAUGAGCAAGGAGGCUAGACCUGAGAAGCAAGGAUGGGUUUUCUUGCGGACUCUUUCUGGGAAGCCUACCCGGACUAUCUGGGUUAGACGAUGGGCAUUCUUGAAGCACGGUAUUUUCGGCUGCCUUGUUCAGGGCUCGCGAACAGGUGGCGUUGAAGAGAGCGAACGGAUAGGCGUUCUUCUCUGCAGUGUUCGGGCUGCCUUUCAAGAAGAGCGCAGGUUUUGCUUCGAAGUCAAAACGAAGAGUAAUACUGUCAUGCUUCAGGCUGAGACUCAGAAAGAACUCAUGGAUUGGAUUGCUGCCUUCGAGGCCGCCAAGCGAAAGGCUUUGGAGAACCCGGCUAGCACUGAUCUCUCAGUGUCCGGCAAAGUUACUGUUCAGGAUCCUGCUUUCGCAAUCUCUCAGCCCCCAGCUCCCGAGUUUGCUGCCGAUCCUUCUGAUUCGCUCACUCCCCGUGUCAGUGACGAGCAGAGCUCUGCAGAUCGCAGCGGGAUGCUUGCCCUACCUGAAAGAGACCCUUCCGCCAUGAGGAACAGUAGUGAUCUCAGCAGUUAUAGGAGGUUGACGACGCUGGAUUCCGAAAGCUCCGCACGCGAACACGCAUCGCGUAUAAUGCAGAAGCUGGACCUUCACCGCAAAUCAAACAAUGCAGUGGCGCCAUCCACUUCGUUGCCGGGUGCCGGAGGUGGCAUAGCAAGCUUGAUCUCUGCCAGUCACAGUGCUCUUGGACCAGGCAGCCCUCCUUUACCCCUCGACAUUGAUGGGACUAGGACUCGUAGCUCGACAUUUGGCAACGAUUCUCCCUCGACUCUUGCUCCAGGGACCUUGGCCAAUCCACCUGCUCCAACAACCAUGAGCAAGGCGGCUGUGAUCGUAAGCCAUGAAAGGGGUAUAGGACUGGGGCAAGCCGACAAAACAGGAGGAAUGCCGAGUGGCAUGAUGGCUAAUUUGUGGGGUAGUUCAAACUGGGGCUUCAUGAAUCGGAUUGAACGUGAACGCAUAGGACUACCUGGCGAGCAGGACUCAGGCCCCUCAGACAAGCCGGCCUCGCCAGCGAAUGAUCCGUCUAAGCAAUUCCUGACAGCCGAAGCUGACACGUCUAGUGGGUCUCCAGGAAAUAAGCCGCCGAAGUCUGGGCCACGUCACAGGCAGACGGUGAGCCUUGACGGAGACUCGUCCAAGAUGCAGCGGGCAUUGCUUGGCGAUGCGCACGAUUAUCCCAGUUACUACCCGCAGCAACUUAAGAUUCAGGAUGCGCAGUUCCGGCUACUAUUUCCUGACAUCAAAAAAGAUGAACCUCUGGUUAUGGUGUUCCGUGCUACCUGGAAUCCCAACGAUCAGCAAGAUUUCCCCGGAAGGGCCUACGUUACGACCCAAAACAUCUACUUCUACAGCCACCACUUCGGGCUAGUACUCACGACGUGUAUUUCAUUGGAGAGUAUUAAAGAAGUUACUGCUGCCCCAGGAAGGGACUGCGACUUUUUGUACCUUCAUAUGAUCCCUCCUCCAGGAGACGAUACUCCUGGUCGUGGAACGGUUAAGACUUUCCUUGAGCCAUUGCGACUUCUUCAACGGCGGCUUAACUUUUUGAUUCAUAAUUCUACUGCCGCCGAGCCACUGGGCCUGGAAGCAACAUUCAAGACACUGAACCGGAUGGAGAGUGAAGCACUAACGCGGACUCCUAGCCUUGAUAGCUGGGAGGAUGUGGCUGCUGGAGAUGACAAUGUUGAAGGAGGGGAAAGUGGCACGGAACCCCCGAAGAAAGAUGUUGGUGUCUACAUUGAUAACGACUUGGACAUGCAUAAGAAGAAUGGAAAUGGCAAAAAUACUCCCAAGUUCAGACUGCCAACGCAGCCUGUUCAAUAUGUGCCACAAGGAGAUCUUCAUUUGGCGGCUGAAAAGGUUUUUGAUACAAGUGCUAAAGCGGUUUUCCAUAUCCUGUUCGGAGACAAGAGCGCCGUCUGGCAGCUUCUCCUUCAUCAACGGAGAGCUAAGGGUAUCAAACAAGGGCCUUGGGUCAGACAAGAGUCCAACCACCUAAAACGGGAUUUUCAUUACGAAAUUGAGACGGCUGAUGCCCUUGGACGUACUCAUACCAAGGAAAUCCCGGAUUAUCAGAUGAUUGACGUCUUGAAUGAUCAUCUCUGCUAUGUGAUUACAGACAAACGGACACCUUGGCAUCUUCCUUUUAAAAGAUCUUUCAGGUUGGUCAGCAAGAUUGUGAUCACAUUUGUCGCAAAGGGAAAGUGCAAGCUCUCUAUCUAUACUAAAGUGGAGUGGCUGUGGUCUCCUUACGGCCUUCAGCAUAUAAUUGACAAAAGUGCUACCAAUGAUCUGGAGCAAGACGCGUUAGAUCUCGUUGACCUGGUAGGCGACCAGGUCCGCAGGCUAGGCGCGCAUAGUCGAACCAAGAAGGCCAUUACGAUUUUCGGACACAUUGGACGGCAGAGCUUUUCUUCCCAGUUCUCGCCACAGACCGACCUACAAUUGAAGCUGCGCAACCCCCGCAUUCAGAGGUCCCUGCCAAAGCUCCUCUUUGAGACGUUUGCAUCAUUGACAGAGAGCAUAAUCUCUGACCUGAUGAUGUGGACGUUCGCUUUUCUACGUUGGGUGUGGAAGACCACACAUGCGAACAAAGUCAUUCUCAUCUUGCUAUUGUCGAGUAUGUUGAUCAAUGGGUUCUAUUCGUCCCGCGAUGCGUACGAAUGGUGGCAUGACAGGACUGUUGGGAACUUCAUGGCCCGCAUCGGAGUUAGCCCCGACAAUGUCAUGACCAAAGCUAUUUACAUGAGAGAUAUCGAUGACGCAAUCGCCAAUACAACCAUUGGCCACGGCAGUGAAAAUCCCAGGAAACACAAUAUCUCUGGGAACAUCAGGAUUCCGGGACUCCAUGACCAGGAGUGCAGCCCGACGAAUUCAGCAAACGCGCGAACGGUUGGCUUCAUACCGACACGAUCUCCUGGUAGCUCUCCGCGUGGUCAACAGCAUCGAAAGAGAAGUGAUCCAAAGCGAGUGGGAGCGAUGGUUGCGACAGGAACUGCGACGCUGUCGCCAAAUCCAGAUUCUUCUCGGCAAGAAUGA
Molecule: messenger RNA, 3978 nt
Organism: Aspergillus niger
Lineage: Eukaryota; Fungi; Ascomycota; Eurotiomycetes; Eurotiales; Aspergillaceae
Exons: 7
Coding region: 1-3978 (1325 amino acids)
Cellular component (GO): cytoplasm; endoplasmic reticulum; plasma membrane
Molecular function (GO): protein binding
Source: RefSeq, a predicted model, not a curated record